Talaromyces stipitatus ATCC 10500 is the source of this 1967-nucleotide messenger RNA. RefSeq names its product MFS peptide transporter, putative. The transcript is spliced from 4 exons. Lineage: Eukaryota; Fungi; Ascomycota; Eurotiomycetes; Eurotiales; Trichocomaceae. The record is from RefSeq and is a predicted model, not a curated record. Gene Ontology annotation, cellular component: membrane. Bases 1 to 1818 code for a protein of 605 amino acids. Gene Ontology annotation, biological process: transmembrane transport. Gene Ontology annotation, molecular function: dipeptide transmembrane transporter activity.
AUGGCUACCAAUGCGGGCCAAAAUGUUAUCACAGAUAUGAUCGCAGCUGGCUCUCCUCCUCAAGAGGUGGUAGAGCAGAUCGCGGCGCGUGACUCGCUCCAUAUCCCUCAUAACCCAGAUGCAAAGACCGCAGUCUUUGGUGAUGUGGCUUCCUCCUCGAGCGACGGAGAUAUCGAACACCCUCUCCCCACUGAAGAGCAAUCAGCAACUUUGCGCAAAGUCCCAGGUAACUUAAGCCUUGUGGCGUUCGCGUUGUGUCUGGUCGAGUUUGCAGAGCGCGCUUCGUAUUAUGGUGCUCAGAAUUUAUUUGCCAACUUUAUCGAGUUCCCACUUCCUAAAGGCGGCAAUGGAGCUGGUGCACCUCCAAAAGGUACCCAAGAGACUGCUGGUGCUUUGAACAUGGGUCUCCAAGCGUCGUCCGGCUUCGUUCUUCUUUUUAAGUUCCUUGCAUACGUUAUCCCCAUCUUCGGCGGCUGGUGGGCAGAUACUAAAGUCGGACGAUACUAUGCCAUUGUGGUUGGUGUCCUGAUUUGCGGUGUUGCACACAUUAUUCAGAUCAUUGGCGCCAUUCCAGCUGUUCUACAACAGGGAACCGCACACGCUGCUCCUCCCUUUAUUAUUGGGCUCUUGAUCCUGGCAGUUGGCGCUGGUAUCUUUAAGCCAAACGUUGCUCCUACCGUCCUUGACCAGCAACUCCAUGCCAAGGAGUAUGUCAUGACACUGAAGAACGGCGAGAAGGUUAUUGUUUCGCCAGAGUUGACCACAACUCGUACCAUGCUCAUCUUCUACGGCUUCGUCAAUGUUGGUGCCUUCUACAUGCUUGCAACCUCAUAUGCUGAAAAGGACAUUGGCUACUGGUUAGCUUUCCUGCUAGCCGGUAUUAUAUACUUUCUUCUACCCAUCUUACUGUUGGUUAUGUACAAGCGUACCAAGAAGGCCCCUCCUUCAGGCUCCGAUCUUAUUAAUGCAGUCAAGAUCAUUGGAACUGCUCUUAAAAAGAGCAAGUUUCAAAUCUGGAAAAAGGGGUUCUGGGACUCUGCCAAACCCUCAGUGUUGGCCCAGCAAGGUAUCAUAGUUGGCUGGAGUGACAAGUUGGUCGACGACGUUAGGAGAACCAUCGAUGCAUGCCACAUCUUCUUCUUUUUCCCCAUCUACAACCUGAACGAUGGCGGUAUUGGAUCUGUCCCAUCCAAUCAAGGUGCUGCUAUGAUUACUAACGGUGCACCCAACGACCUGCUGAACAACUUUAACCCGCUUACGAUUAUCGCCUUUGUGCCGUUCCUCAGCUAUGUCAUUUAUCCUAUAUUGAACCGACUCGGCAUCAGAUUGGGCCCUAUCGACAGAAUUACUAUCGGAUUCUUCCUGGCUGGCCUUUCGAGUGUCGCUGGAGCUAUAGUGCAGCACUAUGUGUACAAACUCUCUCCAUGUGGAUACUAUGCAUCAACCUGUGACGAAGUUGCCCCAAUCUCGAUUUGGUGGCAGAUCCCUAACAACGUUCUGAGCGCCGCGUCUGAGUGCUUUGCCAACGUCACUGCAUACGAACUUGCAUACUCGCGAGCACCUCCUGCGAUGCGAAGUCUCGUGGUGGCUGUUUUCUUGUUUAUGACUGCUCUUUCAUCUGCGCUUGGUGAAAUCCUGAUUCCUGUCCAGGUUGAUCCAUACUUGGUUUGGCUGUGGGCUGCUCCCGCUGUCGCCCUCGCUGUUCAGACUAUCUGGCUCAAUAUUCAUUUCCGUCACUUGAACAGCGAGGAGUUUAUGACUAGUGAAGUCAUUGUGGAGUCACCUGUAUCCAGGGAAACCCAGCAAACCAAGGUUUAAGCAAUCAUUUUGAAUACUGGAUUUCACCCGUGACUGGUGCUGUGAGGGUCGAAUAGGGGCAGAAUCGAUAAACUAUUAAUCCAUUCAUGUAAUCUCUAGCCUACAGCCCGUUUAACAGAACAUGAGAGAAUAAAUAAGAUUCAUGUUAC